Molecule: messenger RNA, 4404 nt
Organism: Erinaceus europaeus (western European hedgehog)
Lineage: Eukaryota; Metazoa; Chordata; Mammalia; Eulipotyphla; Erinaceidae
Gene: NTNG2
Product: netrin G2
Exons: 12
Coding region: 1592-3637 (681 amino acids)
Source: RefSeq, a predicted model, not a curated record
CGGGGCCUUCUGCACUUCACAGAGGGAGACGGAGCAGCAGUCUUGAGCCCUUGACUGUUGGGGGGUGGGCGGACUGAUACACUGGGCUCCUCCCUGGUGCCCAUGGGGCAGUCCCCCCGCCCACGGACGCUGCCACCCGGCCAGGCCCCAGAGUGUGGGGGGCCAGAAGGCUACAGCCCCGCGCCACCUGGCCCAAGCGGACUGAGGAUGCGCUCGCGGUGCAGGGACUUUCCGGCCCCCCGGCCGGGAGGCGAUGUCUAGGCGGCGACCCCGGAGAGCAAGCUCGCUCCCCUGCCGCCUGCUGGGGCCGCUCUGGCCGAGGGCCCACUGGACGCCCCUGCAGGCGGCGCCCCUCCCCGGGCCGUGGCGCGUCCCCCGAGUCUCGCAGUAUUUCCUUCCUGCACCUUUAAGAAGACCGCUGCUCCGUGGUGGGAUGGUGUGUUAAGGCCACACAGAGGAAGUUACGCAGCCCGGAUCAGACCGAGAGAUAAAAGCCCCGAUGGUGAUCGUGAGUGAUGGCAAGAGGAUUUCGCCUCGGCAUUAACUUGGAGAGGAGUGCAGGGGGGCCGUGAAGCGCCCCGCCAUCUGGCCCGCGUCGCCCCCGGGGGGAUGCCCCGGCGCCCCGACGCGCCUUGGCCGAGCCCACCCGGGCCAGGGGCCGCCCGGAGCCCGCGCGCGGGGCCUCGCCGUGCAGCCCAGGGGCCCCCAAAAGUUUGCACUUGUUAGCGGCGACCUCGGCGGGGGCUUGGCGGGCGAUGCGGGCGGCGCGGGCGGCCCCCUCCCCUGGCCCGCGUCUCCGGGACGUCUGCGGGCGGCCCCCCCGGCGGCCGGAGGGCUCCCCAGCCCGGGUCUGACGGCGGCGGCGGCGGCGGCGGCGGGAGCGGGAGCAACGGCGGGCAGCCCGAAGCCCCUCGGCCCCAGCCCACGGCGGGGCUCGGCCUCCCUCCCGGGGCUGAGCGCCGGGAAGCUGCUCCGAGCGGGGUGUUGUUGCUAAUGAGCUCGCCCUCCUCUUUCUGACAAUGAAAGACAAGCCAGACUCUGGAUACCUGGAUGGACUGAAAGCAGAAGUCUAGAAACUUCAUAAUAAGUUGCAGAUGGCUACCAGCCAAGGACUGAAGGUUGUUUUGCAGUUGUGUUGAGCACAUCACACAUUAAGGGCCCUUUAAUGACCAGGAUUGAUUGGAAGGACAAAAAAUUAAAAGCAAUCUGAUCCGGCUUCCUGCAAGUCCAGAUCCCUGCGGAUUUUCUCCCGAUCCCAUUUCCAUCCACUGUCACAAUUUGAGAGUCUGCCUGAUUUGAUCAGAUUCGCUCCUGGGAGAGGUGCAAUGCCAAGGUUAGAAGGACGUGAAGUUAUGGGCAACUUCUGGAUCUGCCCAUCAGCAGCCUGAGUGACACUGGCUCUGAGGUUUACAUAUUGGCCUUUUGGAAAAAAACAAGUUCUUCGCUGGGGUGGGGGGCUGACCCAGUGGAACUUGAGUCCCUGGGACACCUGGCCACCACUGCCUGGUAGAUGAGGCAUUUCCAUGCUGAGGUUGAGAGUCCCACCUGACCCAGUCGCUGCCUCUCCAGGGCCUCUCUGGGCUGAGUCCCUAUGGACAGCACAGCCAUGCUGCACCUGCUGGCACUGCUCCUGUACUGCCUCCCUCUGGCCUCUGGGGACUACGACAUCUGCAAAUCCUGGGUGACCUCAGAUGAGGGCCCCACCUGGGAAUUCUAUGCCUGCCAGCCCAAGGUGAUGCGCCUGAAGGACUAUGUCAAGGUGAAGGUGGAGCCUUCAGGCAUCACAUGCGGCGACCCCCCAGAGAGGUUCUGCUCCCAUGAGAACCCCUACCUGUGCAGCAACGAGUGUGACGCCUCCAACCCGGACCUGGCGCACCCGCCGCGGCUCAUGUUCGACCGGGAGGAGGAGGGCCUGGCCACCUACUGGCAGAGCGUCACGUGGAGCCGCUACCCCAGCCCGCUGGAGGCCAACAUCACCCUGUCGUGGAACAAGAGCGUGGAGCUGACAGACGACGUGGUGGUGACCUUCGAGUACGGCCGGCCCACCGUCAUGGUCCUGGAGAAGUCGCUGGACAACGGGCGCACGUGGCAGCCCUACCAGUUCUACGCCGAGGACUGCAUGGAGGCCUUCGGCAUGCCGGCCCGCCGCGCCCGGGACCUGUCGGCGUCGGGGGCGCACCGCGUGCUCUGCACCGAGGAGUACUCGCGCUGGGCCGGCUCCAAGAAGGAGAAGCACCUGCGCUUCGAGGUGCGCGAGCGCUUCGCCAUCUUCGCCGGCCCGGACCUGCACAACAUGGACAAUCUGUACACGCGGCUGGAGAGCGCCAAGGGCCUCAAGGAGUUCUUCACCCUGACCGACCUGCGCAUGCGGCUGCUGCGCCCCGCGCUCGGCGGCACCUACGUGCAGCGGGAGAACCUCUACAAGUACUUCUAUGCCAUCUCCAACAUCGAGGUCGUCGGCAGGUGUAAGUGCAACCUGCACGCCAACCUGUGCUCCCUGCGGGAGGGCAGCCUGCAGUGUGAGUGUGAGCACAACACCACGGGUCCCGACUGCGGCAAGUGCAAGAAGAACUUCCGCACCCGCUCCUGGAGGGCUGGUUCCUACCUGCCGCUGCCCCAUGGCUCUCCCAACUCCUGUGCAGCUGCAGGUUCUGUUGGUAGCAUCAGCAGGUCUCCGAAAGACCCUGUCCCAGUGGUUCCUGUGGCCUCUGUGGCCACAAGGGGGGACCCCACCACACCUGUCCCCUUCACACCCAUCAUAUGGGGCCCCGUGGCCCCCAGAACCCUACAGCCCACAGACUCCAGUUGCUUCCUGCCCAACCAGCCCCCCACACCUGCCACGGCCUCAGGGGGCCGUACUGUGCUGCCGUCUUGGAGACAUGGCUUGCACAGCUCCCCAGUUCUACAGGAACAGACGGGGCCUCCAUCUGGUCUUGGCACAGGACACGGGCCGCCUCGAGAACAUUCUUCCUGCACACCUGAGUGUAUCCCUGGAGAGCCUACUGCGGGCAGUGUCACCACAGCCCCUGCCAGGGCCUCCAAACCUUUCCUGUUCAAGCCCAAAUCUCCUGAAGUGAUACCUAUUGAAGAAUUUGAAGACUGUGAGUGCUAUGGGCACUCCAACCGCUGCAGCUACAUUGACUUCCUGAACGUGGUGACCUGUGUCAGCUGCAAGCACAACACGCGGGGCCAGCACUGCCAGCACUGCCGUCUGGGCUACUACCGCAAUGGCUCUGCUGAGCUGGACGACGAGAACGUGUGCAUUGAGUGCAACUGCAACCAGAUCGGCUCCGUGCACGAUCGGUGCAACGAGACGGGCUUCUGCGAGUGCCGCGAGGGAGCGGCGGGGCCCAAGUGCGACGACUGUCUCCCCACGCACUACUGGCGCCAGGGCUGUUACCCCAACGUGUGCGACGACGACCUGCUGCUCUGCCUGAACGGCGGCACCUGCCUGCAGAACCAGCGCUGCGCCUGCCCCCGCGGCUACACCGGCGCCCGCUGCGAACAGCCGCGCUGCGACCCCGCCGACGACGACGGCGGCCUGGACUGCGACCGCGCGCCCGGGGCCGCCCCGCGCCCCGACACGCUGCUCUGCUGCCUGUUGCUGCUCGGCCUGGCCGCGCGCCUGGCCUGCUGAGCCCCGCUCGCCCCGCCCCGCCCCGCCCCGAGGGCCCCUGUGCGCCGGCCGCGCCCGCCGCGCCCGCCGAGGAGUGGAGACCCCAGGGCCGGAAGGGUGCGGCCCGAGCUGCUCCCAGGUGCUACUCAGCAGAGUCGCCCCGCCCCUCCCGCCUGCUCCCGGGCACCUGCCUCCACCCCGGCACUGCCCUUCCUCGGCCGCAAGGGGGAGCUGUGGGCCCUGGGUCCAGCGGUCUGCGAUUUGGGUCUUAGUUUUUCUAUUAACCGCCGACCCGUUUCUUUCUUUCUUUCUUUUUUUUAACCCCCACCUUUUCCUUCUGCUGGCAGUGAGAUGGGGUCUGGGGAGAAGCUCUACGCACCCCCGCACCCCCAGGUCCUGCCACGCGUACACACACACACACACACACACACACACAGACUGUUGCAGACACGCCCCCUGCACCUGUCCCUGGCUCACCACCAGCCGGUUGACCCAGAACUCCAGAUGCCUACAAUUCUAGUCGCUGACUUGAUUCUCUUUUCUAUUCUUUCUCAGUUUUUCUUUGUGACCCACCAGUUCCCCGGGCCCCUCAUGAGGCCUGGUGACCCGAGGAACUCGCCCUGGGGGAGGGGAGUCAGGAAGGAGGGUUGGCAACUUUGUUUUGUAGAGAACUAUUUUUGUUUGUAUUAAUCGUCCCCUGCAAGGAGGGGAGUGAGCGGAAUGAUGGUCACCACGGAGUGGCUGAGGGUGUAUAAUCCGAACAAGUAAAGAAUCUGCUCACAGCUGCC